Molecule: messenger RNA, 483 nt
Organism: Peronospora belbahrii
Lineage: Eukaryota; Oomycota; Peronosporomycetes; Peronosporales; Peronosporaceae
Source: the annotation of a GenBank genome assembly
AUGAAGCUCUCAAUAGUGCGGAAUGGAGUGCGCGAUUUACUUUUCGGGGGACACGUGACAAUCACUCUGCAAAGCUGUUUCAAUGAUUCAUACAAAUACCUUGAAAUCAAUUUUGUAUACACUGCUGGAGCUACAACGGUCGCACUCUUGAGUAUAUAUCUGUCUUCGCUGUCUUUGUUGCUGAUGUCUCUAGCGUCUAAGCCGAUCUUGCCGUCAACGUUUUGUGUCAUCGAUGCUCUUUCGCUCCUUAAUGAGCAUGAUCUGGUGUAUAAUGGACUUGCUACUCUUAACGCUUCUGUAAUUCUUGUGCGUUCGGGUCCUUAUGUAUCUGCUGUUGGAAAACAAGAUAUCUUUGUAGCAGUUAUCAUCAUUCACCCCACUAAAGUUGCGCCCAAAUCAAGACUUCGUUCUCAUGUGCUUUUUUUUUGCUCGGCUACUAACUCGUCCGCAGAUACAAGUGAAGCUAUGAUGCUCAUUGCAUAG